Molecule: messenger RNA, 1193 nt
Organism: Photinus pyralis (common eastern firefly)
Lineage: Eukaryota; Metazoa; Arthropoda; Insecta; Coleoptera; Lampyridae
Exons: 5
Coding region: 318-1193 (291 amino acids)
Molecular function (GO): sequence-specific DNA binding
Source: RefSeq, a predicted model, not a curated record
GAUACAUAAGUUAAAUGAACAAUGAUGGAAUGAUGUGUUGUCUUGGCUAAAUGCGUUCCCUACUUCCGUUGGAGGGCGCUAAUAGCGGUUUGAACAAUGUUUGAACAUGCGCAUUAGUUAUAUUGUCAUUUAUUUAACGCGUAGCGCGUGGUUUUGUUAAUCUAACCUAAGUUUGCUGUGUAUUUUCACGUGGUAAAUAUAAUUCGUAUAAAAGAUAACGGUUAAAUAUUGACUUAAUGUUCGUGUUUAUGCAGUUUUAAUGUGUAGGAAAAUUGACUAAGUUAAGGAUUAAACUCAACUAAUAUGGUAAUUGUGCUAUGAUGGAUGCUAAUACUGUAAAGUACAAGAAUAAGUGUUGUGUACCUGGCUGUGAUGACAAGGUUUUAAAACGACAUCGUUUUCCAAAAGACCUAAAUCUUUUAAGGAAAUGGAUUGAAAAUAUUAAAGUUCCACAUUUAAUGGCAUUGCAACCGCAUCAAGUAUAUGAUACAAAGUUUGUUUGUCAGAAACAUUUUGCUCCGGAAUAUGUGGUCCCUGGAACCAGAAGGGGCCUUCGUCGAGAUGCUGUGCCCACUUUACACAUAUUAGGCAAUGUGGUAGUAGAAUCAGCUGUACCCACACGAAAUUUAUUUGAAGACACAGAAAAUGAUCCCAUGGAAGUGACCGCAACAACAACUGUACCCACACGAAAUGUAUUUGAAGCCACAGAAAACGUUCCCAUGGAAGUGACCGCAACAACAACUGUACCCACACGAAAUGCAUUUGAAGCCACCGAAAAUGUUCCCAUGGAAGUGACCGCAACAACAACUGUACCCAUAUCUUCCUCAAUAAAAAAACCGCAAGAUAUAAAAAAGAAAAAAAGGAUUUUGCAAGCUGUGAAUGUGACCAGACAAAUUCAACUAACACCUAAUUGUCAAACAUUUUAUAAAAUGGUUACACAAUUAAAUACCAAAGCCGCAAAAUUUCAUAUCCAACGGGAAAGUUACCGAAAGCGAUUGAUGCACGCUGAGGCUGUUGCUAAAAAUCCAAAUUUUGCCAAUUUUGCUGAUGUGAUUAAUGAAACUACCUAUAAAUUUAUUCUCCAGCAACUUCGUAACCAAUCUUUACCCCCUAAGGCAAGACGUUACACUAUAGACGACAAGUUAUUAGCGUUAAUUGUGCUAAAAUCAAGUUCCUUUUCGUCCUGGAGUUAA